This is a messenger RNA of Patella vulgata (common limpet), 2657 nucleotides long. Its product is annotated as biogenesis of lysosome-related organelles complex 1 subunit 5. The record is from RefSeq and is a predicted model, not a curated record. Bases 67 to 540 code for a protein of 157 amino acids. Gene Ontology annotation, cellular component: BLOC-1 complex; transport vesicle. Lineage: Eukaryota; Metazoa; Mollusca; Gastropoda; Patellidae. The transcript has 5 exons.
GUUAUUUCUCUUUGCUGUCACGAGAUGAAAUAAGACAAUCUUUCAACGCUGUGUACAACUUCCAAGAUGACAACAGAACACUUAUUCAAAGAUUUUAGUGUUCUAUACAGCAGAUUGUUUGAUCAUCAUCCAAUUCUUCAAGGAAAUAUCAAUUUAUUCCUGAGAGAAUUUGAGGAUAAACGAGGAGAGCGAGAAAUCGAGAGAUUACGAUUUACGUCUGAUUCAUGUCAAAGUAUUAAUGAUCAUGUGAUACCAGAUAUUUGUCAAAUACUAGACAAUAAUCUUCAACAAAUAUCGGAUAAAGUUUACUCAGCAACAAAAAUGGCGCUAGAUUUAGCUGAAAGUGAGGAAAAUGUUCAGAGACCGUACCUGGAGGAACAGAGAGCUAGACGGAAAGAAGAAUGGACAGAAUUUAUGUCUGGACAAGUUGCGAGAAGUAGUCGAGUUGAUCAAGACUACGAAACACAAGUGCAGCAACUAAAAGAGAAUUAUAACGAAUUAGAAACAAAAUUAGAUAAUUCUCUAAAACCAGUUUUAUAAAUUACUUGCACUUCGGCAGUCAUUCGUUGGUGAAGUGUCAAAAGGGUGUAUCUAAGAAUUUCUAAAGAUUAAGAAAUAGAACCUUUUGCAUUUCAAAAUUUCCACAAAUCAAGAUACAACAUUUGGACACAUGAUACCCAGAACAGUUCUAAUUGGCAUAGAGAUACACAGCUUAGACAAAAAUGUGCAUAUUAAUUGGGAGAUUUUAGAAAUGCAAAAAAGUGUAUUUGAUUAAUUUCCCGAGAUACACCCUUUUGACACUUCACCGACGCAUUGCCAUAUGAUAAUUUUAUCUUUGGAUGUGACUUAAACAUACAUUAUGCAAGAACUAAAUCUGCCUAUUGCAGGUCUUUCUUUAGGCCUGAAAUGUUAUCUAAUUUAUCAGUUAGACAUUAAUUAACUGAUUCAGGCCAUAAUCAACUCUCGAUGACAUCGGGUUUAUCUGAUAUUAAAUUGAUUAGAAUCGUUCAGCCAUAUUUUGAUUUAAUUUAAAAAUGGAGAAGCGGUACCGUUAUUGAAAAUUAUUACACCCGUCUUUUCAAACCUUCAAAGGCUAAUAUCUUCGCUAGCAAUAGAGUAAUUUGAAUGAAAUUUUCAAAUUAUUCAUUUUACAUUAUCUAUUUUUGAACUAUUAUAGCAAGAAUGGUUAGUUCUUUAUCUAAAUCUUACAUCAGUGAUUGUCGCGGCCUAACGAAUAUUCACUGCUGAUCAGUGUGUCAUUAGCUCUUUAGUAUUAAAACUUAGGUUUUCCAUUGAUGUCAAAUAAAUGUCAGAAAUAGCAAUGCUUGUUAUAUUGUUGUUUCUGCAGUAUAUAUAUAAUAAACUGUUCAAAAUAUGUUAUGAAAGUUUGUGCAAAGGUUAGGGAUUAAUAUUGAGAUGGACUUUUUUUUCUGAAGCAUAUUUUAUCAUAUCGUUUUGAAGUUCAUAUUAUAGUAGUUGUACCUGUCGCAAUCUGAUUUAAACACAGAUCCUAUUUCGUUUCGUUUUUUUAUAGUUCAAAAUUUUGUUUUACUUGUCUUUACUACACUAGGAUCUGGAAGAGUUGUUAUCAUUGAUGUGUUCUGAAUGGUAUGAGGAAUUAGCCAAUGAAACAGUCUGUUACGGGGAGCUUUAGGCAUGUUAUGGACGGCACUGUGGGUAAUCCAUUAGAAACAUCAAUGCUGCUCGUAUGACCUCUUACAUGACCUAUCGCUAUAACUUGUCAGAUUUUCAUGUAGGCCAUCGAAAGUAUAAAAAAACGAAACGAAAUAUAGAUCUGUAUUUUAAUCAGAUUGUACAUGUUGUUGAUGAUCAAGUCUUCUUGUUUUAAGUUACAGCAUUGUUGAUUCAGAAUCAAGGAUUGCUUAAUUCCUUAGUUAUUUAUUAUCAUUAUACGUGAUUUAUGUAUGUUUAUAUACUCAUUGUUAUUGUUGAAAAGUAUAUUUUAAAUAUGUUAUAUGUAUAAUAAGGGACUGUCCCAAAAUGUCGGCAGGGUCAAAAAAAAGAACAAGAAUUAAUGAUCACAUGUGGCAAGACUACUCAUGGGGAUAUACCAAAAAACGAUUGAAUGAAAAUUUUCUAUAGACCCCUUUUGUGGACGAGCCCCAAAUUCGUGAAAAAAUAAACUUAAUAAAAAGGAUACGCAUAUUCCGUAUGAACAAUUCUAAUUAUUCACUGAAUUUACCUUAAAACAUCCAUCUUGCACUUUAUCGAUGUCUAGAACAGUAUAUUACCACGCACUGCAAGAUGGAUGUUUUAAGGUAAAUUCAGUGAAUAAUUAGAAUUGUUCAUACGGAAUAUGCGUAUCCUUUUUAUUUAGUUUAUUUUUUCACGAAUUUGGGGCUCGUCCACAAAAGGGGUCUAUAGAAAAUUUUCAUUCAAUCAUUUUUUGGUAUAUCCCCAUGAGUAGUCUUGCCACAUGUGAUCAUUAAUUCUUGUUCUUUUUUUUGACCCUGCCGACAUUUCAACAUACCUGUGCACACGCAUAACCUGCGGAACUGGGUGGGUGUGUGAAACAACACCCCAGAUAAAAAUAAAAAAAAAAAAUUUUGGUUAUCAUUAAAUCAUGAACGGAAACAUUUUCUUACAGUCUCUAAUUGUUAUUUGAUGAUUCAUAAAUAAAAGUUGAAAAUGACAAA